Messenger RNA from Halichondria panicea, 1125 nucleotides. RefSeq lists its product as uncharacterized. Lineage: Eukaryota; Metazoa; Porifera; Demospongiae; Suberitida; Halichondriidae. Bases 38 to 1042 code for a protein of 334 amino acids. The record is from RefSeq and is a predicted model, not a curated record. The transcript has a single exon.
CAGUAGUUGUGAUAAUUAAGUCUGACCAUCUCUCAGAAUGGUGCUCCCAAAGCCUAACUUUUCCUAUUAUACCUACGUAUACAUCGAGAGUCUUCCUAUACUUGGAGUUCCUAUCCUGGUCCUCAUUCUAGGCAGUCUUUUUACUUGUAGAGUGUGUCACAACGAUCCUAAAGACACUUUCCUGGAUAUUUUCUAUGGACCUCCGUUGGCAGUACUGACCAAUACGCCUGGAACAGAAGGAAAUAAAAAAAAGUUCUAUAUUGGCAAGUAUGAGAUAUCACGUCGUGUUUCUUGGUGUUUGUAUUUUAUAGGGAUGCUGUUUAUACCAAGUUCUUUCAUUGUUUUCUGGGACCUCUUUGUUUUCACCGAGUCUCAAGUCUGUGAUGAUCUAGCAAUAGAUUGCUUCUCUCCACCGUCUCACGAAAUUGUGAACAACUGUACCGACUACAAGGACUUAGAUGUCGAGUUUAUCUGCUUUCGAUUCACUUUUUCGUUUGGUAUAGGCCUUGCUGCAGCUGGUGGUGUGUUCACAGCUCUGCAACUCAUUGUGAAGAUAAUAUCUCGAUCCUCCAUAUGGUUUAACAAGAGGUGUUCGAAGAGGUUCGAACCCUCCGAAUCUCGUCCAACUACACCUCAGCGCAACAAAAAUCUAAAAUAUUGUCAAAACUGUGUAUAUGUUCUUAUCUCCGGUCUGGCUAUUACUGCUAGCAUAGCAGCUUUUGUGUUGUACGGUUUCUACCUUUUUCCUUACUACUUAUACGAACAUUAUCCUUUCUCAAAAUUGAUUGCUUGCCACUGUAAAUUUGGUAUCUUUGUUGUCACAUUUGCUACAAGUUUUUGCACACCAUGGCACACUAAACCACAACAACAGGCCGCUAACCCCACUACAGACCAACAAUCAGAUCAGCUUCCUAAUUCCUCAGCUGAGAAUCCAGAAAUUUACCAAUCGAGAAAUUCGUGCAACAUUUUCCGAUCCCAAAAAAUUUGGCCAAAUGCCCAAGAAGAGGAAAUGAAACCUUUUGCAAAUAGCUGGCAUGCAUAAUGACUAUUGAACUUACGUGUACAUAAAUGUGAUACUAUUAAUUUCAACUUGUCUGCAUUCCGUAUGAAAUUUAUAACGUGAAC